AUGGACGACUCGGCCUUGAAUGUGUUGUGCAUGUCGGAGAUGGAUGAUUUAGAGUCACCUACUGAAUCCCUGCCCAAACAUAUUGCUUAUAGUGCUCUGGAGCCUAUAUCUGAAAUUGGAUUGCACAUACCAUCAUCCAGCCAGGCUCCUGGAUCAGCCUCGAGUCAGUCAGCAAGCCGACAACACCAUACUCUGCCUUUGGUGACUCUUUGUGAAGAUAAAGUAUCUGAUCUUCUUUCGGCAUUGGGAGAUAGCAGCGAGUCUGUUCAUGAUCUUGGCAAUACAUUUCCCCAAUCUCAAAGCGCUCGCUCAGCGGAUGUGGAUUCUAUUUCCACUCCAUCGUACUCUAAGAAUGCCACAAUAUUUGUAUCAAGAACCUUGGAUAUCAUUGAGUUGGAUUUUAAAAGUUUGAUCUUACCCGAAAUGGAUAUUAUAGAUACACCAAUACCUAUAUUGAAACGAACCAUAGCAAAAUUCAACUUGCUUCGACAAGAAGUUUUGGAUGGACUAAAACGUUCCGAAUUUGUACCCGCAGUACAUGAUGCUUGGAUGAUGCUGUUUGAGAGAAUUGGUUGCGAAAUUCUGCUAUAUGAGCAAUUUUUGGACGUGAACGCUGCUCAUCUUACUCUCGAAGAAAUAAUGAAUGAUCCCAUUAUCGAAGUAGACGAAAACCAAAGUCUGAAGCCUGGGUCAGACCAUUCUUGUGCCACAGAAUCAAUGGCAAGUAUUCCAAACGGAAGACUACUUCAUCGCCCAAGAAGCAUUCUACCCCAAAAUUCUUUAGAAAGUCUAAGGAGUGCGCAAACUACAUCUACCAUGCCGGACAAGCGUCGCCUUUCGUUUACUUCUUCGCAAUAUCUGUGCCAACCAUCUACAAAAUCAAAAAAUUUAUCAUCUGUACGCUCUGAAGAUUCUUUUCUUCAUUUUCCUGACGGCGCCAUCACAUCUGCUCCGCCUGGGCCAUAUGAUUUUGUAAAGUGGACAAAGCUACGUAAACUAUCCCUAUCUUUAUUUUCAGAGGCAUUUGCUCGUCAAGUUGGAACACCGACGUGCUUUUCAGUAUCUGGAGGUAUUGCAGUAGGAACGUCCAAAUCUGCUAUUUUAUUGUAUGAUAUUGCACAGAAUCUACUCGGUAUUUUAGGCGAUUUCAACUCGACACAAGGUAUAGGAUUCAUAAUUGUGUGGGAUACUGUGCGCCGCAUCUCGAUCAAAAUUAUACAUCCAAUCACCAAUGCUGAGCAACAAAGUGGUCGAGCAGAUGGGCAUCUUUCGGGGAAUCCGAUUGCCCAUACUUCAAGUCUAGGAAAAAUUGGAUUUGUUUCUGCCGAUGAUCGGGGCUCGGCAUUUUUGCAUACCAUAUCUCAAGGGAUAGUUUUCAACUCCAUCAAUUCUAUUCGUAUUCACGGUCGGUCACUUAACAGUUCAAACCAAAACAGUUUGCCUACAACCAUUUAUGCUUUGAGCACUUUACCCUAUUUGUCGGGAAAGUGCAUCAGUGACAACUAUCAAUUUAUUGCCAUAUCUACUCCUUACAAAAUGGCCAUUAUGACAAUGAGACCCAUCCCUCAAAUACAGUAUCGUAUUUCAUGGAAUAUUGAUGACACUAACUCAGCCGGAAAUACAAGGAGACCAAUAGAAUCUGCUUGUUUAGACUGGUGGGCACCAGUAGUUCAAAAAAAUGGAAAACUUGUAGGUACUCCUCGACUGGCAUUUUCCAACCAGGGAAAAUUUUCUGUUUUGCGUAUUCUUUGGCAUGCAAAUGACACUGAAAAGACAAAACGAAAAAUAAACUUUGAAAUCGAAGGCAGUAACCAACUGGAUGAGAAUAUUGUCGUUAUCCGAUGGCUUGUUGAAUCGAUAUUUGUCUGUGUUACGCGGUCGGAGCAUUUAGUAACCGUCAAUGCUUCCACUUUUGCAAUACUGGAACGGGUGGAUAUCUCUGCCCAACGUAUUGUAUUUCAACCAUUGUUUCACAAACCACUUGAAGCAUUUGGAAUUCCUAUUGAAUUAUCAUAUUCUGCAAGCGUUUGUGUUUACAAAAGUAGACUGGUGUUUCUAGGUAGCUUUGAGAUCGUUAUUGCAAGUCUAAUUUCGUGGAUAGAUCGUAUAGCAUCCCUUGUAAGAAUUGGACAAUUUCGAAAAGCAUUUGAAAUGGCAAUUUCAUUUUAUCACGGGGAGGGAAAUUAUGCCGUUGUUGGACUAGCGCAAGAUCCUGAUACCUGUCAAAGAAAGGUUCGAGAACAUGCGUCCAGCCUUAUUCUGAAUUAUGUGUCCAUGUCACUAUCUAGCUAUGAUCCAUCUGCCAAUGAGGAUCUGUCGACAUAUGAGCGAGUGACAGAAACAACAUUUGAUACAUGCAUUGCUAUCGAUCGUCUAGACUUGCUUUUUGGAGAAGUUUAUGAUCACUAUGUUGACUCUGGUGUAGAUCAUGUUUUUGUGGAAUCACUUGAGCCUUAUGUUCUUAAUGAGCGCAUUGUGAGCAUUUCCAAUCCCUCUGUGGUACAGGCGAUCAUUGAUCAUUAUAUGAAGCGGUCAUGGAUGGAUCGAUUGGAACAAAUUCUUUUGCACUUGGACCCGACUACUUUGAACAUUCAUCAAAUUCUACAAAUAUGUCAGGAUUAUCAGCUAAAUUAUGCACUUAUAUACAUAUACAAUGCGGUUUUGAAAGACUAUGUCACCCCAUUAGUCCAUCUUCUGAAUCUAUGUCCCGUAACAUCUACAAAUGGACUAGUUUCAGCCACUAUUUCUACAGAAUCAAUCAUAGCCAAUCAGGAAAUCGUAUUAAUACAGCAGCAUCAAAGAGCUUAUGUUAUUUAUGUCUACCUUGCGUACGCACUUACUGGUCUUGCAUUUCCAAUUGGCACUCUUACACACGAUCAGCAAGCUCAGGCAAAAUCUGACAUCUACACUCUGUUGUUGUCACCUGUUCGUAUUCACUACCCUGGAACAAACUCUAUUGAAAUCGGUAUAGAACCUUUUCCAUAUCUGCGACUUCUUAUUAUGCUAGAUGUAGAUGAGCUCAUUAAAAUGUUGGGCACGGUUUUCAAUGACGAAUCUCUGACAGAUGGAGUGCAAUGGAGUAGCAGUUUUGCUUUACCUGUUGAAGAUCCGCGUACAAAGGCUUUUCGACAAUUAUCGCCAUCAGGGGUCACUCGCCAACUAAUUGUCUAUGCUCUACUGCAGGUUGUCGAUGCAUUUCAAAUGGAGUCAGUAUAUGGGAAUAUGAAAAACAGUUGCCCUGUCACAUCAACAUCAUAUACUGUUUCCCUGUUUGCUUUUCUUGCUCGUUGUUACAGCAAGCAUCGCAAGCAUAUUCAUCUAUCUGAUGAACUACUGGAGCGCAUAUUAAAUGUGCUUUGCGAAAGUGGAGAUGUCAAUGUAAAGCCAGAACGAGAGGUAUCGAUACUCUCCAUUAUAGAUAGCGGCGCUGCAAUUGCAUCAGUGUCAGCCAGACUAAGCUCCGCCGAACAAUCGGCUCUUUUAGAUAAGUAUGAAAAGGCCAAUUUAUGGAGAGUGUAUGAGCACAUGGCGCGAGUUUUUGGAAAAUACAAUUUAGUUCUUCGAGCAUAUCUCAAAGAUGAGCGGCGAAUUCACGAAUCGUUGCAAGCAGUACGAACGUUGCUAGACUCGGGAGCACUGACAUAUCAGCAAUCUUUGGAUGUAAAACAGUGUGUGUUUGACUAUCUUAUUCCACUAGUAGAGCUUGACAGUUACUCUACUUCGCAGCUUAUAUCAUAUUACUGGCCAAGUGAACAUGAUCGGAUAAUUGAAACCUUGUCCAACACCCCGCGACUGCUUUACAAUUACCUUAAAGGGUUGCUGGUGCCAAACAGUUACUUACAGCAGGACUCUGUUGUUAUUUCACCAGCUCUACUUUUAAUAGAUGAUAAUUCUACAACUACCCGACGAACAACACGCACUAUCCCUUUGACUACAGCUGCAUCACGAUUGCGGAAAAAUACAUCUCGAUUAUUUCCACAAAGCUUUUAUGAUACAGUUAUAACCCUAAUGUCUGAAUUUGAUCCAAACGAUGUUCAUCCAUACUUACUUUGGCUCAAUGAUACCUGUAGUGGGUUUCCAUAUAGCCUAGACACUGUGUUUAGCGCUCUACGACUAUAUCACGUUACCCAUGCCACCGCUUGGUUGCUUGAACGUACUGGGGAUUUUACAGGCGCACUGUCUGUACUGCUAGCUGAUUUAAUCGUCAUUUUAGAGCAAUUAUUUGAAAAGUUUAAAGUUCCUAGCGAUUUAAGCGUUGACACCUUGAAACACAAUGCAACUUCGUUGGUCGAUCUUGCUGUAGGAGUAUGUGAGCGUUCUGCGGCUGCUUUAGAUCCUAGCGAGCAGCUUGACAUUUGGCUGCUUUUUUUGACGGAGAUCUAUUUUAAGCUUUUUUUACAUCAGCCCCCAAGAGAUUUAAAAACGGACAUGUUUAGCAUAGCAUCCAUAGCAAAUCCUCCACCCACUACUACACACAGUUGCAUCAACGAGCAACUUAGUGAUUCUUGUCAUAGCCCCACCUUGGUUCUGAGUUUACAAUCAAGUUUGCCUCAUCAAGAUCACAGCGACAUCUUAAACACAAUUUCUCAAAAUUCCCACGAUCUAGAUGCAAGUGAUAUGUCCGCUUUUCUUGGGUCAAUAGCUCGGCUUGUAGUUAGUGCUGUAGUUGGACACGUGCCACUUCCCUUGGUGAUUCACAAAAUAGUACAAACUCAAAAAAAUGCGAAAUUUGAAGAUCAUCGUGAUCUUAUUUUUUCCAUGUUGGAAUCCCAUGUUUAUCAUCGUGAGCUGUACCAUGCCGCUACUCGCAUUAUUGCCGCUGAUACGUUUCGUUUGGCCGCUUCCUUGAAUAUAUCACGCUCCAAAGGAUUUCGUCCGUUUCGUGGCCAAUGUGAGUCGUGCCGUCGUCUUUUACAUAUUCGAGCCAUGUAUGAAAGCGAAGCUGAGGAAACCUUGGUCGUUUUUGCCUGUCGUCACGCUUUUCAUCGGGUAUGUCUUGAUACAGCUCUUGAAUUAGCUGCACAAGCACUUGCCAUUGAAUAUCACCUAGACUACGGUUUGUGGUGUCCUGUCUGCGGACGUAAACAAAAAGACAUGCAUAAGCAUUUUAAAGGAAAGGCUAAAACCGUAUACAAGUCACUGCCGGAUUUAGCCAACGGGUUUAAAGAUACACCUUGUGAGUUGGAUAAAAAGUAUCUCCAGCUUCAACAUGCCCAGUUUCAAUCAGUUCCAAUGAUUACGGCAUUUCACUCUCUCAACUCGGCAUCAUUUGCUUCUAGCACCAACGAGACAUUGGACAUCAUUGACAUGAAUGAUAGCCCCGUUGUUGGCGAUGGUAGCUCUUUUUACUAGCAGCAACUUAUGGAUUCUACAACUAAACCAUUUUUUUGAAUAAAAUAAACUCGCUUCUACUUUU
This is a messenger RNA of Batrachochytrium dendrobatidis JAM81, 5416 nucleotides long. Its product is annotated as CORVET complex membrane-binding subunit VPS8. Lineage: Eukaryota; Fungi; Chytridiomycota; Chytridiomycetes; Rhizophydiales. Gene Ontology annotation, cellular component: late endosome; HOPS complex. Gene Ontology annotation, biological process: endosomal vesicle fusion; protein targeting to vacuole. The record is from RefSeq and is a predicted model, not a curated record. The coding region runs from base 1 to 5352 and encodes 1783 amino acids. The transcript has 13 exons.